AUGGAUUCAAAUGGUCGACAUCGUAAUCCAUCAGGAUCCAACCUGACUUUACCCAAUUCAUCGACGUUUCGAAGAUUACCGACUCUGGCUAGAAGUCCCUUUCGACGUUCAGAGAAAACGUCCACACCUCCUCCUCCUCCGAUAGUAGACGUUACUCCACCUUCCUCUAGCCUCGGGCAUGGCGGAGGAGACAGUGUGAAUCAUCACAGAGGUUCAACAUUCCCUUCGUUAUCGCAAGUGGUAGUAGAUGAUAGUUCAGUCUCAUCCGCUUUCUUCGCUUCCACCUCAGGUACAACAAUAACAACAAGUGAAAACACACCGGAUCAAGGUGAACCAUCAACAUCAUCAUCGUCAUCAAACAGAUUACCACCACCACCUUCAAGAUCAUCUUCUCUGUUACAUACACCUGAAGUCAAUCAACCUAACCAACAACCACCUUUAUCACCUUUUGCAAAUACUACUCGAUCAGGUUCGUAUACAGGUUCGACCUCAUCACCUAUGAUCACGACUUAUCCUACACCUUCUUCGAAUGAAUCAGAUUUGGAACCGAUCACUUACCCCUCGCAUCUAGCGCAAAUGAAACCUGAACCUGCUGGUCCCGCUGCCGCUUCAUCUUCAUCGUCAAGGACAAUAACAAGACCUCGUGAUGUCUCGUCAUCGUCCACAUCUGUUGCACCGGUAAUUCUCGGACCCAUUCAUCAGAACAUCUCAUCAGGCGGACCACCUUUUGGCGUACCGAGAAGGAAAGAAUCGAUACAUGGUCAAUCAGAAGAAAUGUCCAGCUCAUAUUCGAAUCCUAUAGAUAGAUUGAAAGACGGUGAAACAGAUAGUGGAACGGAAGAAACUGUUACGACGAAGAAAAGGACAAAUCCAAGACCACCUGUUAAACCUAGAGAGCGAUCUUUGACUGUUCCCAGUUCCGGUGCUGGUGGUGCUGGUGGAGAAGUUGACAAGUCACGAAAAGUCAGUACAAAGAUAUCUCGUACUGCCAUUUCUGGUAAGAUCUUAGAACCUCAAUUACCUUGUUCAAGAAAUGUUUCAAAAGCACCGGCAAGCUCAAUGUAUUAUUCACCUGUACCAUUUUACGGUAGACCACCAAAUCAAGCUCUACGUGCACAUAGCGGGACGUUAGUAGGGGAGAGAAUAUGGAUAAUAGGCGGAGUGGAUAAAAGUAGUUGUUGGAGAGGUGUGGCUUGGUUUGAUACUGAAAGUCUAUUUUGGUCCACUAUCGAUACUAGAGGUGAUCAAUUUCCACCUUUACGUGCACAUACAACAACAUUAGUAGGAGAUAAGUUAUUCAUCUUCGGUGGUGGUGAUGGACCAAGUUAUAGUAAUGAAGUCUGGAUUUUAGAUACUGUGACACAUCGAUUCUCAAGACCAAAUAUCGGUACACCGAAAUCACCAAUACCUCCUCCGCGUAGAGCACAUACGACAGUAGCUUAUCGUAAUUACCUUGUUGUGUUUGGUGGUGGGAAUGGUCAAGCAGCAUUAAACGACGUUUGGGCAUUAGACGUAUCAGAUCUGAACAACUUGAAUUGGCAAGAAUGGAAGACAAAAGGUGAUAUACCUCAGAAGAAAGGAUAUCAUACUGCGAAUCUUGUCGGUGAUAAAAUGAUCGUUUUUGGUGGAAGUGAUGGUCAUGCUAGUUUUGCUGAUAUACAUAUCUUAAAUCUGAAAACUCGCGUUUGGACCCUAAUAACUACUGAGGUUAAACAUAAUCGAUUAUCUCACACUUCCACUCAGGUUGGUUCAUAUCUAUUCAUCAUUGGAGGUCAUAAUGGUCAAACGUAUGCUCAAGACGUCUUACUAUUCAAUCUUGUGACUCUGCAAUGGGAAAGUAAAUCACCUAAAGGUGUUAUACCACCUGGAAGAGGAUAUCACGUCGCUUUACUACACGAUGCAAGGAUAUUCAUUUCGGGUGGAUACAACGGUGAAAGUGUAUUCGAUGACUUGUGGACAUUAGAUCUGAGCGCAGGCGCUUAUCUACCACAAGUUACAACAUUCGAAGUUGAUGAAACUGCUGAACAAGCUAGAAGGAUAUUUGAAUCAACCAAUAUUUGA
Kwoniella shivajii is the source of this 2061-nucleotide messenger RNA. RefSeq lists its product as uncharacterized. The coding region runs from base 1 to 2061 and encodes 686 amino acids. NCBI's taxonomy places the organism in Eukaryota, Fungi, Basidiomycota, Tremellomycetes, Tremellales, Cryptococcaceae. The record is from RefSeq and is a predicted model, not a curated record. The transcript has 6 exons. Gene Ontology annotation, molecular function: protein binding.